AUGGAACUUUUAAAAAUCAAUGAAGAAAUUGUAGAAAAUCUUUUGACUGAAACAGGAUUUGGUUGGUUCAACUGGAAGAUAUACAUAGUAACCGCUUCAGUAUUAAUGAACACUGCGAUUGGAUUAGGAACCAAUGGAUUAAUCCUUCCAUCAGCAGUUUGUGAUUUUGAAUUAUCAGCAAUUACCCAGAGUUACAUGCCAGCUGUGCAGUUGUUAGGAUUGAUAUUUGGUCAGUGCUUCUGGUUCAUAUUCGCCGAAAUAAAGGGAAGAAAAAUACCUCUGACCACUAGUAUUUUUCUUCAAGGUUUCGCAGACCUAACUGCUUCAUUCAUAUCUAAUUACUAUGGAUUUUUAUGUUGUAAAUUUUUCACGGGAAUUGCGUCAAGUGGACAGUUAACUUUAGCGUAUACAUAUUUUAGUGAAUUUCAGCCAUUGAAAUAUAGAAAUAAACUUCUUACUUCUUUGGAAGUCCCCUGGGCUAUCGGUUUAAUUGUCGCCGCAGGCAUCGGCUGGGCAAUAAUCCCAUUGGAGAUCGACUUGGGUGUUCCAGCAUACUUUAUUUUCAACUCCUGGAAUCUUUACCUUUCAAUAUGUUCACUUUUUUCACCGAUAAUUGCCUUGUGGCUGAUAUUUUUUUCGGAAACGCCAAAGUAUCUAGCCGAAACUGGCCAAAAUAAACGACUGAUGGCACUACUGAAUCAAAUGUACCGAGAAAACACUGGAAAUUCAGAGCAAAAUUUCACAGAAAAACUCAAGCAACUGGAAACCAAAACAAUUACUGAACUACUUACUAACUCAGAAGAUGAAACAGCAAAACAUAUCAUCUUCAGUAAAAUGAUUAAACAGUAUUGGAGUCAAGUAGCAAGUUUAUUUAAGCCCCAAUUUUUAAGAAUGACAUUGAUUGGAAUUAUCAUAGCUUACAGUGUUAUGUUUUCGUACUACGCGAUGUUAAUCUGGCAUGGAGAAGUUUUUGAGCGGUUUGCUACCUUCGAAGAACAAUUUCCGAAUACAACAGCAUCUAUUUGUACUAUUUCCAGACAAAUAAUAUUGCAAUUAAAUAAUAAAUCAAAAGCUGUUUGUGAGUCUGAUUUACACUCAGUAUCGUACACGCAUAAUAUAAUUCUAGCAUCAGGACUGGUUCCUCUGACACUACUAGCUACUUUUUCUGUUCAUAAAUUCGGAUUAAGAUGGUGUCUCAUUACUUAUUGUAUAGCCGGAGGAAUUUUCGGAGCUAGUUUUUUGCUGGUAAACAAUUCAACCGAGAAUUUCAUCGUCUUCUCUCUUUCGGAACUACUGGCUUCAAUAAGCAUCGUACUUAUAAUUUCUGUUACUAUAGAAAAUUAUCCAACUCACUUGAGGAUCAGCGCAACGUUCUUUAUAAAUUUAUGUGGAAGAUUCGGAGCGCUAGUUGGAAGCUUAUUAGUAGGCCAUUUGAUCAAUCAUUAUUGUUACUCAUUGGUAUUAAUUAUUGCUGGACAUCUACUAGCUGCCGGCUUUCUCAGUAUUUUUAUUCCAAACAUGAUAAAAAGCGACUCAGCUAAUGAAAAAAAACUAUCAGGAGUCAUUUAA
Messenger RNA from Cotesia congregata, 1569 nucleotides. The record is from the annotation of a GenBank genome assembly. Lineage: Eukaryota; Metazoa; Arthropoda; Insecta; Hymenoptera; Braconidae.